Molecule: messenger RNA, 5423 nt
Organism: Perognathus longimembris pacificus (Pacific pocket mouse)
Lineage: Eukaryota; Metazoa; Chordata; Mammalia; Rodentia; Heteromyidae
Gene: Ltn1
Product: listerin E3 ubiquitin protein ligase 1
Exons: 30
Coding region: 65-5365 (1766 amino acids)
Biological process (GO): rescue of stalled cytosolic ribosome; ribosome-associated ubiquitin-dependent protein catabolic process
Cellular component (GO): cytosol; RQC complex
Molecular function (GO): ubiquitin protein ligase activity; ribosomal large subunit binding; zinc ion binding
Source: RefSeq, a predicted model, not a curated record
AAAUAGUGGCCCGGCAGUGUCAACCACCGGGCUCAAGAGUGAGAGUACCACCGCCACCUCAACCAUGGGCGGGAAGAAUAAGCAGCGGACCAAGGGCAACCUGAGGCCUUCAAACAGCGGCCGAGCUGCAGAACUCUUGGCCAAAGAACAGGGAACUGUGCCUGGAUUUAUUGGUUUUGGAACGUCUCACAGUGACCUGGGCUAUGUUCCUGCUAUUCAAGGAGCUGAAGAAAUAGACAAUCUCGUAGAUUCUGAUUUCAGAAUGGUGCUGCGGAAACUUUCUAAGAAAGAUGUUACAACAAAAUUAAAGGCAAUGCAGGAAUUUGGAACCAUGUGUUCAGAUAGAGACACAGAAAUUGUGAAAGGAGUCCUUCCCUAUUGGCCAAGAAUUUUCUGCAAAAUUUCACUUGAUCAUGACCGCCGUGUUCGAGAAGCCACACAGCAAGCUUUUGAAAAACUUAUCCUUAAAGUAAAGAAGCACUUGGCUCCCUAUUUAAAAAGCUUAAUGGGCUAUUGGCUCAUGGCUCAGUGUGAUACAUAUGCGCCAGCGGCACUUGCGGCAAAAGAAGCCUUUGAAGCUGCUUUUCCUCCCAGCAAACAACCCGAAGCCAUAGCAUUUUGUAAAGAUGAAAUUGCAACUGUCCUGCAGGAUCAUCUUCUAAAAGAAACACCUGAUACACUCAGUGACCCACAAACUGUUCCAGAAGAAGAACGGGAAGCUAAAUUCUACCGAGUUGUAACUUGUUCUUUAUUGGCAUUGAAGAAAUUGCUUUGCCUCAUACCUGAUAAUGAGCUUGAUUCUCUGGAGGAGCGAUUUAAAUCUCUGUUGUCACAGAAUAAGUUUUGGAAGUAUGGAAAACACAAUAUACCUCAGAUUCGAUCAGCGUAUUUUGAGUUAGUUUCUGCUUUGUGCCAGCGCAUCCCAAAGUUGAUGAAUGAGGAAGCUUCUAAAGUGAGCCCAUCUGUUCUCCUUAGCAUUGAUGACAGUGACCCCAUUGUCUGCCCAGCUCUCUGGGAAGCUGUUCUCUACACACUUACAACUAUUGAGGACUGUUGGCUUCAUGUAAAUGCAAAAAAAAGUGUUUUUCCCAAACUCUCAAUUGUGGUUCGUGAAGGUGGUCGAGGCCUAGCUACUGUCAUAUAUCCUUACCUUUUGCCAUUUAUCAGCAAACUCCCUCAGUCCAUCACAGAUCCAAAGCUGGAUUUCUUUAAAAAUUUCCUCACCUCUCUAGUUGCAGGGCUGUCAACAGAGAGAAUGAAAACAAGCUGUUCAGAAUGCUCAGCAGUAAUAACUGCUUUUUUUGAAUGCUUACGUUUUAUAAUGCAACAAAACUUAGGUGAGGAAGAGAUGGAAAAGAUGCUCGUCAAUGACCAGUUGAUUCCUUUUAUUGAUAAAGUUCUCAAAGACCCAGGAUUGCAACAUGAGCCACUAUAUAACCAUCUAGCUGAAAUGUUAACUUCCUGGGAAGCUAAAGCAGACAUGGAGAAAGAUGGUAAAACGUCUUACAACCUGGAGAAUGUACUCCUGAAUUUCUGGGAAAGACUGUCAGAGAUCUGUGUCAAGAAAGUCAAUGAGCCAGAAGCGGAUGUUAAUAGCAUUUUGAGUGUAUCUAACCUCUUGCAGGUUCUUCAGAAGCCAAAGAGCUCACUGAAAUCGAAUAAGAAAAAAAAUGGUAAGGUUAGAUUUGCCGAUGAGAUUGCUGAAGUUAUUCAGGAGAAUGAAAAAUGUACAUCUUCCGAAGGAGAGAACCGUGAAGGUUCUGAGUUAGUGACUGACUCUUGUCUUACUUAUAAUUCUUCAGACAUCUUGUCUCCUUUAAGGACGAAACCUUUGGAAGACUUGGUCUGUAAACUUGCAGAACUGAGUAUUAAUUACGUAAAUGAACACAAGUCAGAACAACAUCUACAGUUCCUUUCUACUCUACUUGACUCCUUCUCUUCAAGCCACCUUUUUAAAGUGCUCCUUGGUGAUGACAACGGGAAUAUUACCAAAGCCAAACCCUAUGAAAUAACCAAACUUGCACAAAAGAAUCCUGCAGUGCAGUUUCUGUACCGUAAGGUAAUAGGUUGGCUUAGUGAAGGUCCAAGGAAGGAUGUCAGUUACCUGGUGGACAUUUUGUAUAGUGCCCUCCGUUGCUGUGACAGUGAUAUGGAAAGAAAGGUGGUCUUGGAUGAUAUAACCAAGGAGGACCUGGAAUGGAAUUCUCUACUUCAGGUUAUUGAAAAGGCAUGCUCUAGUUCACAUAAACAUGCUUUAGUAAUUCCUUGGUUAAAAGGCAAUAUCCUUGGAGAGAAAUUGGCUACCUUGGCAGAUUGUCUUUGUAACAAGGAUGUGGUAUCUACAGCAUCAUCUGAAUCUUACUUCUCAAUUCAGUGGACUCUUCUAAGCCUGGUAUUAUCUCAACGUGUUAAAAAUGAUUACUUGAUUGGAGAAGUAUAUAUUGAAAGAAUUAUUGUUAAACUUCAUGAAACUUUAUCCAAAACAAAGGAGUUGUCAGAAGCUGAAAAUAAUGACUCAGCAGUAUCUUUUAUCUGUGAUGUGGCCUAUAACUAUUUCAGUUCAGCAAAAGGAUGCUUGCUAAUACCAUCAUCUGAAGAUUUAUUAUUAACUCUCUUUCAGUUAUGUGCUGAGAACAAAGAGAAAACACACUUGCCAGAUUUUCUAGUCUGUAAACUGAAAUGUACGUGGCUCACUGGUGUAGAUGUGUUGGUCCAUCAUAUUGGCAGUACGUAUAAACAGAGUACCUUUCUAUGUUUGUCUGCUCUGUGGCUGAAGAACCAAGUUCAGUCUUCAUCUGUGGAUAAUACAAGCCUACAGGCCCUUUUGUCUGCUGUUGAUGAUUUGUUACAUAUACUUGUAGAGAGUGAAGAUAUUUACCUUCUGGAAUUCUAUAUUGGAAACGUAAUGCCAAACAACAGUGAGUGGGAAAGUAUGAGACAGUCUCUUCCUAUUCAGUGGUUAUACAGACCUCUUUUAGAGGGAAGAUUGAGUAUAAAUUAUGAAUGUUUCAAAACAGAUAUUAAGGAACAAGAUAUAAAGACACUUCCCAGUCAUUUGUGUACUUCAGCAUUAUUGAGCAAAAUGAUCUUAGUUGCACUGAAAAAGAAAAUGGUCCUAGAAAAUAAUGUGCUUGAGAAAAUAACUGCAGAACUGCUCUAUUCACUGCAGUGGUGUGAAGAACUAGACAAUCCACCUGUUGUUCUAAAUGGGUUUUGUGAAAUGCUUCAAAAAAUGAAUAUUACCUAUGAUAACUUAUGUGUACUUGGCAAUACUUCUGACCUUUUUCAGCUGUUAUUUAACAGAUCCAGGGAAAAUGGCACACUUUGGUCUCUCAUUAUUGCUAAAUUAAUCCUUUCCCAAAGUGUUUCAACUGAUGAAAUAAAGCCACAUUAUAAAAGAAAAGAAAGUUUUUUUCCACUAACAGAAGGUAAUUUGCAUACCAUUCAAAAUCUCUGUCCAUUUUUAUCAAAAGAAGAAAAGAAAGAAUUCAGUGCUCAGUGUAUACCUGCUCUUUUGGGCUGGACUAAGGAAGACCUUUGCCGAACUGAUGGAGGUUUUGGACAUCUAGCCAUUUUCAAUUCUUGUCUGCAAACUCGAAGCAUAGAUGAUGGAGAGCUAUUGCAUGGUAUAUUAAAGAUUAUAAUAUCCUGGAAGAAAGAACAUGAAGAUAUUUUUCUUUUUAGUUGUAAUCUAUCAGAAGCAAGUCCAGAAGUACUGGGUAUAAACAUAGAAAUAAUCCGGUUCCUUUCCCAGUUUCUGAAAUACUGCUCAUAUCCUUUAGCAGAGAGUGAAUGGGACUUCAUCAUGUGUUCCAUGUUGGCUUGGCUGGAGACAACAAAUGAAAAUCAAGCAUUGUAUUCUAUUCCACUCGUCCAAUUGUUUGCCUGUGUCAGCUGUGAUUUGGCCUGUGAUCUCAGUGCUUUUUUUGAUUCAGCAACUGAGGAUACUGUUGGCAAUCUUCCUGUAAAUCUACUCAGUGAAUGGAAAGAAUUUUUUUCCCAAGGCAUCCACAGUUUGCUUUUACCUCUUUUGGUCACUGUUACAGGAGAAAAUAAAGAUAUGUCUGAAACAUCCUUUCAGAAUGCAAUGCUGAAGCCCAUGUGUGAAACAUUAACAUAUAUCUCAAAGGAUCAGCUUUUGAGUCACAAACUGCCUUCAAGAUUGGUUGCUGGCCAAAAAACGGACUUGCCAGUGUAUCUCCAGACUUUGUUGAAUACGUUGGUCCCAUUACUCCUCUUCAGAGCAAGACCUGUGCAAAUUGCUGCUUAUCAUAUGCUCUACAAGUUGAUGCCUGAGUUACCACAAUAUGAUCAGGAUAAUCUGAAGUCAUAUGGAGAUGAAGAAGAAGAACCAGCCUUAUCACCACCGGUGGCGCUGAUGUCUCUUCUUAGAACGCUAGAAGAUUUGUUAGAAAAUGUCUUGGGAUGUAUUCCUGUUGGACAGAUAAUUACUAUUAAGCCACUGAGUGAAGACUUCUGUUAUGUCCUGGGAUAUCUCCUCACUUGGAAAUUAAUACUUACUUUCUUCAAAGCUGCUUCAUCGCAGCUUCGAGCUCUGUAUUCCAUGUACCUUCGGAAAACAAAGAGUUUGAAUAAAUUACUCUACCACCUGUUCAGACUGAUGCCAGAAAAUCCAACCUAUGGGGAGACAGCUAUUGAGGUCUCUAGUAAGGACCCUAAAACAUUCUUCACUGAAGAGCUCCAGCUGAGUAUUAGAGAAACAUCAACUCUUUCCUACCAGAUUCCACACUUGGCUUGCUCAGUCUAUCACAUGACACUGAAGGACCUUCCUGCCAUGGUGAGGUUGUGGUGGAAUAGCAGUGAGAAGCGUGUUUUCAACAUUGUAGACAGAUUCACAAGCAAGUAUGUCAGCAGUGUUCUUUCUUUCCAAGAAAUAUCUUCCGUGCAAACAAGUACGCAGCUGUUUAAUGGCAUGACGGUUAAAGCUCGAGCUACUACUCGAGAAGUUAUGGCUACUUACUCAAUUGAAGACAUUGUCAUUGAGCUUAUAAUACAGCUGCCUUCAAAUUAUCCACUGGGUUCAAUAACAGUGGAAAGUGGGAAAAGAAUAGGGGUGGCUGUUCAGCAGUGGCGGAACUGGAUGUUGCAGUUAAGCACUUACCUCACUCAUCAGAAUGGAAGUAUUAUGGAAGGCUUAGCAUUAUGGAAAAAUAAUGUAGACAAACGUUUUGAGGGAGUUGAAGAUUGCAUGAUUUGCUUCUCAGUCAUUCACGGUUUCAACUAUUCUCUUCCCAAAAAAGCCUGUAGAACAUGCAAGAAAAAAUUCCAUUCUGCCUGCCUAUACAAAUGGUUUACAUCUAGCAACAAAUCCACUUGUCCAUUAUGUCGUGAGACCUUUUUCUGAGAUUUUUUACAUUGGAAGUGACCCCUGAAAUAAAUCAGGUGAAGGCAUUGGAUUUGGA